GGCGUGGCGAGCGGGGCCGCGCGCGGGCGGGGAGCGCGCGAGACGCCGACAGCCGGUGCUCGGCCCUCAGACGCCGCCCGACUCGGCCGCCUUGGAGGGUGUGGCGCUCAAGCUGCGGGCUGCUGGCGGCUGCAGACCCGGGGUUCUCUGCCUCUCCGCCACCCGGGCCCCCAUAUCGCCCCCAAGGCCCCCCGCGCACGUCGGCCACCGACGGGCCGCUUCCUUCUCCCGCCCCGGCGGCCAAGCGCUUCAGGUUUCCGGCAGACAUCCUAGGAGUUGAAAAUCAGGAAAGAGCCGUUGUUGGGGAUGAUGCUGAGGGAUACUGUGAAGUCCUGGAACGACAGCCAAUCAGAUCUCUGCAGCAGUGACCAGGAAGAGGAAGAGGAGAUGAUUUUUGGUGAGAAUGAAGAUGAUUUGGAGGAGAUGAUGGAUUUAAGUGACCUGCCUACCUCACUUUUUGCCUGCAGUGUCCACGAAGCAGUGUUUGAGGUCCAAGAACAGAAGGAGCAAUUUGAGGCCCUCUUCACCAUCUACGAUGACCAGGUCACCUUUCAGCUGUUUAAAAGCUUUAGAAGAGUCCGCAUAAACUUCAGCAAGCCCGAAGCGGCAGCGAGAGCGCGGAUUGAGCUGCACGACACGGACUUCGCCGGCAGGAAGCUGAAGCUGUACUUCGCGCAGGUGCAGGUGUCCAAUGAAGCACGUGACAAGUCGUACUUGCUGCCACCCCAGCCUGCCAAGCAAUUUCUCAUCUCCCCGCCAGCCUCUCCCCCAGUCGGAUGGAAGCAGAGUGAAGACGCCGUACCCGUCAUCAAUUAUGAUCUGCUCUGUGCCGUUUCCAAGUUGGGACCAGGAGAGAAAUACGAACUGCAUGCAGGGACUGAGUCGACGCCCAGCGUGGUGGUGCACGUCUGUGAAAGUGAAACCGAGGAGGAAGAGGAAACAAAAAGCCCCAAGCAGAAAAUCCCCCAGACCAGGCGCCCCGAUCCUGCAAGCACCACCGCGGCACGGAAUGAGUCCCAGGCCUUCCACUGUGCCCUGUGAGACCCUGUGCUGGGGGAGGCAGCUGCCUUCCCAGGCCACACUCGUGGGGCCCUGGGCCUCUGCUGCCGCCGCCGCCGCUGCUGGUGGCCUAGGUAGGGCCGUGAGGAGCCAGGCCUUGUGUCUGCAGAUGGGCUAGUGUGAAGCAGCAGGGAUCGCACCUGCUCGGAGUGGUAAGGGAUGUUCUUCAGGCACUUGACCAGCUGACCGCCUGGCCCCAGGGGCAGAACUCUUGACCAUUGUUAAAUAGUAGCAGAUUAGGAAAAUGUCCCUGCCUCCAUUUCCCUGGUUCUAAAGAGCAUGGGAUACGAAAACCAGAGACUUGCAGUCACCAGUCCAGUACGUUUUUAUACAUUUAAAAACUAUCUCAAAAUUCUAAUUUAGUGUGGAUAUUUUUGUACACAGGCUCCUAGUGACUAUAGUGAUCAAAGUUUAA
Molecule: messenger RNA, 1474 nt
Organism: Ochotona princeps (American pika)
Lineage: Eukaryota; Metazoa; Chordata; Mammalia; Lagomorpha; Ochotonidae
Gene: RCAN3
Product: RCAN family member 3
Exons: 5
Coding region: 307-1041 (244 amino acids)
Biological process (GO): calcium-mediated signaling
Cellular component (GO): nucleus; cytoplasm
Molecular function (GO): nucleic acid binding; calcium-dependent protein serine/threonine phosphatase regulator activity
Source: RefSeq, a predicted model, not a curated record